Molecule: messenger RNA, 10479 nt
Organism: Teleopsis dalmanni
Lineage: Eukaryota; Metazoa; Arthropoda; Insecta; Diptera; Diopsidae
Gene: zfh2
Product: zinc finger protein 2
Exons: 14
Coding region: 240-10160 (3306 amino acids)
Biological process (GO): regulation of transcription by RNA polymerase II
Cellular component (GO): nucleus
Molecular function (GO): DNA-binding transcription factor activity, RNA polymerase II-specific; RNA polymerase II cis-regulatory region sequence-specific DNA binding
Source: RefSeq, a predicted model, not a curated record
UUAAUAUAAGACGAAAAGUACAAAAUAAUUAGUUGCGAACUAUUCUAAUACGGACGCAACUUAUAGAAAAAUGGAUCAUUUCAGUUGAGAAGUGAAGCAAAAAUAAGAAUAUUUUAGUGCUCAAAGCUCAUCCAAGUGAGGUAAUCCGAAUAAGUAACAAUUGAAAGAAGAUAAAACAUGUUGGCCUGUAAAUACUGCAAAUAAAUGGUUUGGAGAUUGAAUCUGUUGACAGCUCUCCGAUGUCCACUACUGAUGUAAAGACUUUUACAGGAAAAAUCGUUUACAAUCUUGAAGGGAAUGCAUUUAUCAUUGACGCAGACAAUGCCACACUAUCUAAAUUCACGGAUUUACAAACAGCUAGUGUUGGACUGAAUUAUAAUGUCGCAGCGUCCAUUGGCACCGACGUAACAAAUGGCUUAGAACUGGAUAAAGAUAAAACCGACACUAACUCAAACCCAAAAAUCCAUACGUUUCGCGUUAUUUCUGCAGAGGAUGUCACCGUUGAUCUAAAAGAAGAAAACAUAAUUAAAAUUCAGAAACCUAUAUUAAUGUGCUUUAUAUGUAAGCUCUCAUUUGGCAACGCAAAAUCAUUUGGUUUACAUGCAAACGCAGAGCAUACAUUAGAUUUACAAGAAACAGAAAAAAGAUUAUUAAAACGCGAGUAUUCAAGUGCCAUUAUACAAAGAGACACAGAUGAAAAACCGCAAAUUUCAUUUUUGGAACCAUUAGAUGCACAACUUAUGCCAAAACAUUUAACUUAUACUGAAAUGGAGGAGACAGCUGCAACAAAAAUUUUGACUAGUACGACUUCAAUACCAACUGACACUCCAACUUCAGAAGAUAUCACAAUAAAUCCAAUUGAUAUAAAAUGCCACACGUCAAACUGCGUUAGUAUAUCAAGCGAGAGCCAACAUAUUGAUGUUAAUAUUAGUAGUAUAACCAGUAGCAAUAGCAACAAUCGAGAAAGUGCUUGUUCUCCUAAUACUCUGCCCGUACAAAUUGAUUUAUCACAAGAACAGAAUAAUAUAUUUUUAUCAAAAAACCAAGCCUUAUCUCCAUCACAUUUAGUAUUGUCUGCAUCACUAGAGUCACCACCAUCAACUUUUUUGGGUGCAAUACCGAUAUCUGUAUCAAGCGCAGAACCAAUUUCUUGUUGCCUCCCUUCAAAAAGUGUAAAUAGCGCUUUAGUGUCGUCAAAAGAGAGUUCAAAUUCUCCUACUCAGGAUGUUAAUAUCUGUACGACAAAAAAUUUUAAGUUGGCAAAUACCCUAUUUUUAAAUUUAAAAUCCGUACAAGAAGAAAAAGAAAAGGAAUCAAAUAAGAUUGCUAGUAGUACUGAUAGUUUAAGUAGCAAUAAUAAAGCAAACCAAAAUAAAUCUUUUGAUUUAAACACAACUGUAUCAAAUUCUCCAGUAGAAUUAAAAGCUAGUAAAUAUCAAAAUUAUGAUUGUCAAGAAUCAAAAAGUUAUGAUGAUCAAACGCCAAUCAGUUCGUCAUCCACAUUUGCCGAGUUUAUUAACAAUCAAUCCCAUCAACAACGCAAAGAAGACGACAACGCCUUGUUAUCUACAAAUACUGAAAAUGUUAACACGGAGCUUGAUUUGUUGCAGCUGCAACACCAAUAUCAGUUUCCCUUUCAAUCGGUGUCAACAUCUGCAUCAGCAACACGUUCAGUUGAACAGCAGCAUAGUCAUCUCAGCACGUUUCAUGCAUCAUUAGCUGCUUUGGCAAACGAAUCAAAUAACAGUAGUGUUAAAUUAAUUAGUGAGCUUUUGCAGCAACAAUUUGCUGCUCAACAACAAAAGCAGCAACAACCGAAAAUUGCUUCAGUGUGUCCAGAACAUAUGGAUUUCAAAGGAAUCGAUUGUAAAACUUGCGAGUUGUUAGAAAUACACCAUGCGCAUAUAAAAACAUCGGUAACACCACAUCGGUCACCUAGCGACCCAAAUACCACCACCAAUCUACCAAUAUCGCCCACAACAUGUGCAACAGCAGCAGCAAACGUAUCAGCUAACCUUGCAAACAACUCUAAUAAUGCAGCUCCUAGUGCUUCCAGCUUUACGAUUGGUGCAUGCUCAGAGCAUAUAAAUGGACGUCCCUUAGGUGUAGACUGUGCACGAUGCGAACUGAUAUUGAAUUCCGCUCGCUUAAAUAGCGGUUCACAAAUGUCUACUAGGAACUCAUGCAAGACGUUGAAAUGUCCUCAAUGUAAUUGGCACUAUAAGUAUCAGGAAACACUGGAAAUUCAUAUGAGAGAAAAGCAUCCUGACGGAGAAAGUGCAUGUGGUUAUUGUUUAGCAGGGCAGCAACAUCCUCGUUUAGCGCGUGGUGAGUCGUACUCAUGUGGAUAUAAACCUUAUCGCUGUGAGAUAUGUAAUUAUUCCACAACUACUAAAGGAAACCUCUCUAUUCACAUGCAAUCUGACAAACAUUUGAAUAACAUGCAAGAACUAAAUAAUUCUCAAAGUAUGGUAGCAGCAGCCGCAGCGGCGGCAGCUGUAGCUGCAGUCGGUAGCAGCAAAAUUGAGGGGCCACCUAAAAGUCUAAUCAUCAGUAACACCUCCCAAUCUCACCAGAAAACACAACAACAGCAACAGCAGCAGCAACAACAACAAUCUCAGCAAUUACAAACGACCGUUAAUAAUGUAGCUCAUACUUUGUCAACAAAUAGUACAAGCACAUCAUCCUCAGUUGGUAAUAAGACGAAGCCUGCUUUUCGUUGUGAUAUUUGUAAUUAUGAAACAUCUGUUGCUCGCAAUUUACGAAUACAUAUGACAAGUGAAAAACACACUCAUAAUAUGGCCGUUCUACAGAACAAUAUAAAGCAUAUACAAGCUUUGAACUUUCUGCAACAAAGGCAUCAACAAGCGACGGCAGUUGUUGCUGCGGCCUCUGCACAGCAGCACCAACAGAUUUCUAACAACUUGGCUAAUAUUCCAGUUACAUUCCCAUCAAAUAAUAAUUUUCUUCCAGAAGUCGCACUAGCUGAUCUCGCUUAUAAUCAAGCUUUAAUGAUACAAUUACUGCAACAUAACUCAGCAUCUUCAACACAACAACAACAAAUCAAAUCUCAUAUAAAAACUUCAACCCCUUCCCCUACAUCCUCAUCCGGCCAACAACAAACACAAAUGCAGCCACAAUGCUCACCAAAUGCGAAAUCCCCCUCAUUGCUUUUUUCCGAUACGCAAAGUAUUGAUUUUUGUUUGUCUUCCACGGCCGCAGCUUCAGGAGAAAUAAGCGAUGCCAUCGAACCGCCCAUAAAACCUGAUCCAUGUCCAAGUACUCUUUACAGCUGUAUUGUCUGUGCUAACUUCAAUUCAAACAGUUUAGAUGAACUUAAUCAGCAUCUACUUAUCGAUCGAUCGCGUCAGUAUGCAAUCGGCAGUGGUAGUGCUGUCAGUAAUAGCACAGAUAUUAUGUUAAUCCUAAACAACAACUAUAUUUGCCGCUUAUGCAAUUACAAGACAAAUCUCAAAGCUAACUUUCAAUUGCACAGUAAGACAGAUAAGCACCUGCAAAAAUUAAAUUUUGUCAAUCACAUUCGGGAGGGCGGUCCACAAAACGAAUACAAAUUAAAGUAUCACCAACAAAUUUCGGCUGUUCAGCUAAAAUGCAAUUGCUGCGACUUUUACACGAAUUCCAUUCAAAAGCUAUCCCUACAUACACAGCAUAUGCGACAUGACACAAUGCGAAUGAUAUUUCAGCAUUUGUUAGCAUUAAUACAACAAAACAAUGAUGCCGAACAUAAAUCAUUAACAACAACUGAAAAUAGCAACAAUGCUACAGACAACACAAACAAUACAAAUGUAGGCACUUUUACGGAGCCAGUUUGUCUGCCAGAGAACAGUUUUCAACUAAAAAACAGUAAGAAGGCAUUGCUGUGUCAGCUCUGCAUCUUUACCUCACAGAAUAUACUUGAUAUGGUGCAGCACAUAAAGAGUUUACGCCACUUACAGAUAGAGCAAUUUAUAUGCCUACAAAGGCGCAGCGAGCAGCUCGAAACACCCAGCAUACAAGAAGUUUUCAAAAUCUGUGACUACCCAGUGGAAGAUUCGUUUAAAUCUGAACAAAUAACUCCAGAAUCAAAUUUAACAAAUGCAAUAGUUCAUCAUAAUCGGUACAUAAAUGAGGACUCUAAUAAUGAACAUGAAACGAGAGACAUCACCGACAAUAAUAGAUCAUCACCUACAUCCACAAAUUCUUCAAUAAUCUCAUGUAAUAAUAGUGCCAUUAAAAAGGCGAGAAGCGUGACUACUGGAAGCGAUAUGAAUGAUAAUAUAUCUGAUUCAAAUUUAACGCAUAUACCAACUGUUAUUUUUAAAUGCAGUAACUGUAAUCACUUUGCUCAAAAUAAAGAGGAUAUGGAGUCUCAUAUUGACUUGCAGCACCCAAAUUUUGAUCAAGAGUAUGAAAGUAUACCAACUAAUGCAGCAGCAGUUCAUGCAUUUCAAGCGGCGGUAGCUGCAGCAACAGCAGCAGCCGCUGUUGCAUCUGCUGCUUCCACAAUAAAAGAAGUGAUGCCUAAAUUAAAGAAUGAUGGAGAAGAUGAUUGUCCCAUUGAAAUCAAAAGAGAACGCUUAGAAAUAAGCAAAGAUAAACAGCAGUCAGAAACAAACAGAAUGGAAACGCUUGCAAUAGACCAAACUGUCGAGGAUGAUGAUAUAAAUGCAAAUUUGCAAAAGCAAUUACAAGAAUUACAUAAGCAGUCAAAAUUACAAGAAUCUAAAACCGGCAGCAUUCAAAGAGAAAGCUUUGACGAAAUUUCAAGUGUUCAAUGUCCAUUAUGCCAAGAAAGCUUUUCCAAACAAUCAAAUUUCGAAUUACAUCUUAUGCACAUACAUAGUGUAAAUCGUGAUGGAUUAGCACGUUUGCUGAAGCUAGUCGAUACCAGUAUUUGGCAGCAAUUGUCCAAAAACAGCGCAACUUUGACUGCAGCUGAUAACGCUACUGAAAUAAAGUCUCCCAAAGUUGAGCACUCUUCUACAAGUACAAUCGAAUAUCAUGAUUCUAGAAAAACUCUUAUAAAUACUGGUAAUGAAACAGUUAGUAAUGACUUUUACUGUAGUCAAUGCGACUCCAGUUUCAAGCAGGAGCAACAACUUUUACAGCAUGCCCAAAAAUUGCAGCACUAUAACAUUCAGCAAGGUAGCUAUCUGUGUCUAGCAGCCAAUAAUAAUAGCCGUCCAUGUCAAUUACUUUUUAAUUCUCCGUUAACAAUGAUUUCUCAUUAUAACGAUGUUCAUAUGAGUUCCGUUAUAUCAGAGCGCCAUGUCUAUAAAUAUCGUUGUAAACAGUGCUCGCUCGCAUUUAAAACACAGGAAAAACUUACAACCCACACCCUUUAUCAUACAAUGCGCGACGCCACUAAAUGUGCGCUAUGUCACCGUAAUUUUCGUAGCACUCAGGCUCUUCAAAAACACAUGGAACAAUUACAUCCACAUGAAGUCGAAUCAAGUGUUGGAAUUGAGGAUAACAGUUCACAAAUACAAAACUCUCUGUCAAAUGAAUUAUGUAUUAGCCUGUUGCAAAAACAAAAACAUGAAACUAGUACUGAUAAUGUAGUAAAAUCAAAUGAAACAGGGGAAAGUGUAAAUGUAUCUACAAUUUCUUCAUCGCCUGAUGUUUCUUUAGUCAGUUCAGAGCAACACCUAAUAAAGGAAUCAAAAACUACGGCUCAGCAAUUGAGUAACAUAUAUGUACAGCCAACAACACCUGAAUUAAUAAAGCAACAAGAUCAGCAAAAACCCAAUUCAGCUACUGCUUUAUUUAAACAACAACACAACGAGUCUGAACAGAGUUCAUUUUCAACUGGCGAUAUAUUACAGCAGUUACAAAUGCAACCGUCGGCACUUACACAAAAAUAUGAGCAGCAAACUCAACAAGGGAUGUCUGCGCAAAUGUCAACUACACAAAAUCUACAGUCAAUUCAAAAUAUACAACAGCUCCAACAUCAGUUGCCACAAAUAGCAGCAGCAGCCACAGCUUCAGGUUUACCAUUUAAUCCUAUUGAUAUGUUGAAUUUCAUGCAGUUUCAUCACCUCAUGUCAUUAAAUUUCAUGAAUUUGGCUCCGCCACUAAUUUACGACAGCAGCUGUACUACAACAGGAAAUACUGCGAAUCCAAAUUCAACUGUUCCAAUAAAUAAUAAUCCUUCGGUAACGAAUGCAGCCACUUCCCAAACAGCUAUGACGACUACCUCCCCAACAGUCGACGUUGGUAGUCAUUUAUUACAACAGCAAAAUUCUCCAGUUUCUAUGACACAGUUAUCCAAUAAUCAAAAGCGAGCACGCACACGAAUCACCGAUGACCAGUUGAAGAUAUUACGUGCACAUUUCGAUAUUAACAACUCUCCCAGUGAAGAGAGCAUAAUGGAAAUGUCACAAAAAGCAAAUUUACCCAUGAAAGUGGUUAAGCACUGGUUUCGCAAUACGCUUUUUAAGGAAAGACAACGUAAUAAAGACUCUCCUUAUAAUUUUAAUAAUCCACCAUCAACAACAUUAAAUAUUGAAGAAUACGAACGCACUGGCCAGGCUAAAGUAACUCCAUUAACUGAGGGAAGUGUGAGUUUAUUAUCGACUUCUACAGAUCCAAGUACAAAUAUGAUAGCAGCAUGCGAUCUAUCAACUAAUGCAUCAAAUCAAAUUGCUACCACUACAGAGCACUCACUUCACGAAAACUCGGAAUCGAAUAUGUGUGAUUUUUUAAUUGAGCAUCUAAAAUUUGACCAGAACCACCAACAAGAACUGAAACAAUCGCAAAGUGAUGGUUUUAGAGGAUUGAAUACAUCAAGUGUUUCAAACGAAAUCAUUCCUCUGGAAGUGCAAAUUAAAACAGAACCAAGUGACGAAGUCGAAAAUUAUAAAGAUUUAAAGUACAAACAACCACAACAUAUUCAACAACCACAAUUAUUGACAACAACUUCAGCAAUAUUUUUAAAGCAACAUCAACAACAUGUGUCCAAUGUAAAUGAAAAUCAUGAAGAGCAAGAGUUUGGAUCACAAACCGCUCCAAGCAAUAUUAUGGUUCAGCAACAACAACACACAUAUUACAAUAACUUUGAAACUAAGUCAGAAAGCGGAAGCUCUGACAUACAUUCGCGACCACAAAGUCCAAACAAUGCGUCAACAGCUAACCCAUAUUCUAACAUGAAUGAUUUGCUAAGCCAACAGUUAGAUAACUCACCACUAAAUAAUAUGUCAAAUAUAGGAAAUCUAAGUAAAAUGGGACCCCCAAAAAAAUUUCAAAUAAACAAAACUUUCGACAAAAGUUCGCCAUCAUCCCAACAGUUUGACAAUAAUUCAAAUUCUUCAAACUCAUCUUCAACAUCGAGUGGUAAACGUGCGAAUCGGACUCGUUUUACAGAUUAUCAAAUAAAAGUUCUGCAAGAGUUUUUUGAAAAUAACUCUUAUCCGAAAGAUAGCGACUUAGAAUAUUUAAGCAAAUUGUUGUUGUUAUCGCCACGAGUAAUUGUUGUAUGGUUUCAGAACGCACGUCAAAAGCAAAGAAAGAUUUACGAAAAUCAACCUAAUAAUUCUUUGUACGAAACUGAAGAGAAAAAACAAAAUAUUAACUAUGCAUGUAAAAAGUGCAACUUGGUAUUUCAGCGGUAUUACGAAUUAAUACGUCAUCAAAAAAAUCACUGCUUCAAAGAAGAAAAUAACAAAAAAUCAGCUAAAGCUCAAAUUGCUGCCGCUCAAAUUGCACAAAAUUUAAGCUCAGAAGAUUCAAAUUCAUCAUUAGAUGUUAAUAAUUCUAAUGCAGCAGCAGCUGCUGCGCAACACGUAGCCGCUUUAGCCGCAGCAGCUGUCUUAUCUAAUAGCGGAGGUUCUACAUCUUGUAAUUCGCCUGCUGGUGUGGGGUUAGGAAGUCUUCUUUCUUCCUCACCACAACAUCUUUUUAAUAAAACAUCAACAUCUGCAACAGAUUUUAGUCCCUCAACAACACCCACACCACCUCACAAUAAUAGCUUGGAUCACCAAACUCAAAACACACUUCAACAGCUACAGUCCAAACAAAAAUUUGAAUGCGACAAAUGCAAAUUGAACUUUAAUAAAUACGAAAACUUUCGUGAACAUCAAUUAAUUCAUAUAAUGAACCCGAACCUUUUUCUACAUCAACAUCAAAAUUCAACUGAUUCUCUCACACCAUAUCCCUCUUUCGGCAGCAUUUUGCAUAGUUUGCAGCAAGCAGCCGCAACUGCCACUAGCCAUCAUCAUCCUCAAACAAAGAAAAGAAAGCUCUCUGAAACUUCUUCAAAUCCUGAUGAUUUAUCUUCAGUAAGCUGCACUUCAGUGUCUGGUGAUUAUGACGUACAACAUGACAGUAAGAGAUAUGAUUUCUUAUUCCAAUAUUUUAUACAAAAUCAAACAAAUCCAGAGUUAAAACAACAAUUUUUACUGCAGCAGCAACAGUCACAGGAUUCUUCUGAGUUUGAAGUUGACUUUCUUUUUAAUUUUUAUCAACAAACUGAGCUGAAAAAACGCUCUAAUUUUGAUUUCUUAUAUCAAUACUUUUUAAAAAACGAAAAAAACCAAACAGAUAAUCAAGAGCAGCCCGAUCGAUGGAUUUCUGAUAAGCCUUCCAUCGAUUUUCUCUUACAAUACUAUCAAAUAAAUGAAUCAAAAAAGUUUUUUCAGUUAGAUGCCUCGCCCCAACAAGUAAAUGAUGAUCUGCAUCAUCAGAAGGAAAUCAAUGCCCCAAGUAUUCAUGCGCAACAAGACAGUCCCAGCAACGGGAAAGAUGAGAGUUCUGAUGUUGAACUUGACUUCGCAAAGGUCGAAGAUGAGGAAUUACCUUACUUCAAAAACAAAAAUAACAAUAAGGAAAAUUUUGGGUGUGAGGGAAUGGAUUUUACCAAUAAAAACGAUGAUUUAGUUCACGAACAACAUGCAAUGUCUAACAAUUUCGAAAUCAACAGAUCUAUAACUACCGAAAAUAAAAAGUCACCAUUAGUGCAAGCAUUUUAUCAUAAUUUAGAAGAUUUUCUGGAUGCAACGAUGAUUGAAAAUACGACGCAGUCGUUGACGUUUAAUGACUCUGCAAACUCCAAUAACAAAACAGAAAAAGGCGAUGUAGUGAAACAAACAAUACCUCUCGAGAAAAUACUUCCACCUGAAGAAUCCUAUUUAAAGAUAUCUAGCGCAACAUCUUCAACUGUAUCCGUAACAGCAACGUCUGAGAAACAAAAUAAACGCUUGCGAACAACAAUUUUGCCGGAGCAACUAAAUUUCUUAUAUGAAUGCUAUCAAAAUGAAUCUAAUCCCAGCAGAAAAAUGUUAGAGGAAAUAUCGAAAAAGGUUAACUUAAAGAAGCGAGUUGUUCAAGUUUGGUUUCAAAACUCAAGAGCCAAAGAUAAAAAAUCUAGAAAUCAACGAUAUUUUGCUGCUUCUGAUGACAGCAACUACGAAGAUGCCACAAGUAAUGCCAAUAUCAGUGUAAGCAACAAUGCUGCAACGAAUACUGGUUCGACCAUUACAACUAAAGUAGAGAUUAGAGACUGCAAACUUUGCGAAUUACCUGAAGUGAACACUCAACAACACGCAUUUACAGUAGAGCACAUACGUCGAGUAAAGGAACUGUUGAAGCAAACGCUUAUAGCUGAUGACUUGUCUGAUUCUAACGAAACUCAUAAACAGCCAUUAUUAAAUAAUAUUUACAUUGAUAGUUUUGAUGAUAAAGAGGGCAUCGGUAAUAUUAAUGAUAAUUCAGUACAUGAAGAAAAUGCGCCACAAGUUAAACGAAAAAAAAUUAAGAACAAUUUUAAAGAAAACGCUGAAAAUCACCUCGAUAAGAUAACUUUGAUUGAUAAAUACGGCAGUGAAAACAGCACUGGAAAUCAAUUUGAAAAUAUUGUUGCAGAAGGCACAAAAUUUUUAUUAAAUAACUCCAUCAAUAAGGAGUCAACUAAUGCGCCCCAACAAAAUCUUAAUAAAAACAAUCAAAUAAAAUUGGUUAAACAUUUGGGAAAAGUAGACCAAAGUUUUCUUUCUGAAGAUAAACUAGUGCAUAACUUCAAAGGUUCCAAAAGUGUGAAUAACUUUAAUGCUGCUAACAUUGAUGAUGACAAAGAUCCGACAGGAUCUUCAAAAAUAUCUUACACUGCUGAUAUACUUCAGCAACUUUUCAAUCAUAAUAAAAUUCCUGUUAUAGGAGGCAAGUAAUGAUGUUGACUGGAUUAAAAAUACAUACUGCUGUGAUUCAAAUGUGGCAUUCCUGGCGAUUUAUUCACUACCAAAGCAGAAAACUACAGUUCUCACUACAUUCAAGGCAAAUACCGAAAAAACUGUUAAAAGUUUUUUAUAUAAAUUAUUAUGUCACAGCUCCUCUUAGCUCUACAACCAAUUUAUGGUGAAGAAAUGAAACACUAGAAUUUCUAAUAAGGGCUUGAAAUUCGAAAAUGAUCAGUAAUGGUACUCGCUACUCAAGAUUAGAAUAUAUGAUAUAUACACAGAUAUAAAAGUUCCUAUUUUGACAGUCGUU